Messenger RNA from Vigna unguiculata (cowpea), 3176 nucleotides. RefSeq names its product G-type lectin S-receptor-like serine/threonine-protein kinase SD2-5 pseudogene. Lineage: Eukaryota; Viridiplantae; Streptophyta; Magnoliopsida; Fabales; Fabaceae. The record is from RefSeq and is a predicted model, not a curated record.
UGACUCAAUUCACAAAAAGCUUCUAAGUGCCAAAGCUUACACAGUCAUGAACUCAUAACUGACACAUAUAUCAUUAUAUUCAUAAUAUUGUACUUCUCCAUUCAUUGUCUUGAUUUGCUUCAACUGAUGCACAGUUUAGCAUUGAUUAUCAUUUCUUUCCAAUUCACAUGCUACUUUCCUACCACCUUCUGCUAUUUCUCUUCUUUAAUUUGUCACAAUCAAACCAAAUAAAUGCACUGCCAACUACUUGUUAUCACCCAUUUACACUCUUCUCAUUGGUCUUCUCUCAAAGUGGCUUUUUUUCCCAUCUUCUAGCUUCUGUUUCCAGAAAAACAUAGCUUCCAUUCAUCCAAAUUUCAAUAUUGUUCUUCCAUUUCACAAGGCUCACGUUAGACUUGUAUGAUUGUAAGGAUGUUAUUGUUACGGCCUCUUUCAAUUUCAACCCUCUUCUCUCUUGUUAAUGGAUUCCUAGUUUCUUGCCUUUGUUUUUCUCCUUCGUGAGAUUUAAUUUCCCCAAAGGGUAACAGGGUUUCGGAGGAAAACCAUGGGAAAACAGUGGUCUAUCUUCUGUGUUAUGCAUACCCUUUUGUUGUGUGUCCUUCUUUCGUCUGAAGUAGUUUUGACUAGUAUUCUCAAGGUUGGAAAAGCUUCUCCGGGGAUUGAAGGUUCUCAGAUGAAUUGGAUUGACAAGAACGGUAUUUUGCUUGUUUCAUACAAUGGAGAUUUUGGAUUUGGCUUUGUCACCACUGCAAAUGACAUCACAUUGUUUCUAUUGGCAAUAGUUCACAUGGACAGCAACAAAGUGGUUUGGGUAGCAAAUAGGGGUCUUCCUGUUUCCAACUCUGAUAAAUUUGUGUUUGAUGAAAAGGGUAAUCUCUAUUUGCUUAAAGGAUCAACAGUGGUGUGGUCUACAGGUACAGAAGGCAAGAAUGUGUCUUCAAUGGAAUUGAAAGACACCGGAAACUUGGUUUUGCUAAGGAAUGAUAGUCAUGUGAUUUGGCAGAGUUUCAGCCACCCAGCAGAUACCUUGUUGCCAAUGCAGGAGUUCAUUGAGGGAAUGAAGCUUAUCAGUGAACCUGGUCCUAACAAUUUGACCUAUGUUCUUCAGAUUGAAUCUGGCAAUGCCAUUCUCUCUACUGGUUUACAAACUCCACAGCCUUAUUGGUCUCUGAAGGAUGAUAGCCGCAAAAAAAUCAUCUACAAGAGUGGUGGCGUGGUGGCUUCAGCUACCCUUAAUGCAAGCUUCUGGAGUUUCUUUGAUGAAACUAAGUCCUUGUUGUGGCAAUUUGAUAUUGCUGAAAAAUCAGAUUCAAAUGGUACUUGGAUUCUAGUUUUGGGGAGUGACGGCCUCAUCACAUUCUCCAGUCUCCAAAGAGAAAUUGUUGUUUCACCAAUAACAAUACCACAAGAUUCUUGCAGCACCCCAGAACCUUGUGAUCCCUAUUACAUAUGCAGUGGUGGCAAAAAAUGCACCUGCCCUUCUGUUCUUAGCUCUAGUCCUAAUUGCAAACCCGGGUUUGUCUCUCCUUGCAGCUCAAAAGGAACCUUAGAGCUCCUCAAAGCUGAUGAUCCACUCAAUUACUUUGCACUUGGGUUUGUUCCACCCUCUUCGAAGACUGAUUUGAUUGGUUGCAAAACCUCUUGCAGUGCAAAUUGCUCAUGCCUUGCUUUCUUCUUCAACAGCAGUUCAGGGAACUGUUUCCUAUUGGACUGGAUUGGAAGCUUUCAGAAAUCUGUCGAAGAUUCUGGUUUAGUGUCCUACAUUAAGGUGGUAUCUAGUGAUGGAGACCAUGGAGACAGUGAAAGCAGCACUUUGCAGGCAAUAGUUGUUGUGAUCAUUGUGAUAGCAACAUUGUUUGUCAUUUGUGGUAUGCUGUUUGUGGCACAUAGAUGUUUCAGGAAAAAGCAAGAUUUGCCUGAGUCUCCUGAAGAGUUUUCAGAAGAUGAGAGUUUCUUGGAGGGUUUAACCGGCAUGCCAAUACGUUACAGCUACAAUGAUCUAAAAACUGCAACAAGUAACUUCUCAGUGAAGCUAGGAGAAGGGGGUUUCGGAUCAGUUUAUAAAGGAGUUGUACCAGAUGGUACUCAACUAGCAGUGAAGAAGUUGGAAGGAAUUGGGCAAGGGAAGAAAGAGUUCAAGGUUGAAGUUAGCAUUAUAGGGAGAAUUCAUCAUCACCACUUAGUAAGGCUUAAAGGGUUCUGUGCUGAAGGGCCUCAUAGACUUCUUGCUUAUGAGUACAUGGCCAAUGGAUCAUUGGAUAAAUGGAUAUUCAACAAGCACAGAGAGGGGUUUGUGUUGGAUUGGGAUACAAGGUAUAACAUAGCACUUGGAACAGCAAAAGGACUUGCCUACCUCCAUGAAGAUUGUGACUCAAAGAUUAUCCAUUGUGACAUCAAACCAGAAAAUGUGCUUCUAGAUGAUAACUUCUUGGUCAAGGUUUCUGAUUUUGGUUUAGCUAAGCUCAUGACACGGGAACAAAGCCAUGUUUUCACAACACUUAGAGGCACAAGAGGGUAUCUUGCACCUGAAUGGAUCACAAACUGUGCCAUAUCAGAGAAAAGUGACGUUUAUAGCUAUGGCAUGGUGUUACUAGAGAUCAUUGGAGGGAGGAAAAACUAUGAUCCAAGGGAAACUUCAGAGAAAUCCCAUUUCCCAUAUUUUGCUUUUAAGAUGAUGGAAGAAGGGAAGGUGAGAGAAAUUGUUGACUCAAAGGUGGAAACUGAUGAAAAUGAUGAGAGGGUUGAAACUGCUGUGAAAGUUGCAUUGUGGUGCAUACAAGAAGACAUGUCUUUGAGGCCUUGUAUGAGCAAAGUUGUCCAAAUGCUAGAGGGUUUAUGCACUGUUUCUAAGCCACCAACUUGUUCUGUGCCUGGUUCUCAGUUUUACUCAUAUAGUGAUGCUGGUACUUCUUCAGGACCAUCAGAUUGUAACAGUGAUGCUAAUCUUUCUGCUGUUAGGCUUUCAGGGCCAAGAUGACAGUGUCUGUGCACUUUUUUGUUCCUUUUUAGUUUGUUCUUGAGGAAAUUGAUUAGUUAUUCUAGUUGAAUUUGCAGAAGAAAAAUAAGUCAAUUAUUCUUGUAGUGCAGGAUCACCUCCAUACAUCAUUUGAAAAUUUUGUUUGAGUGUCUCAAAUUUUGUGAUAUAUACCUUCUCUACGUGUUUGUGAAGACCAAAA